Molecule: messenger RNA, 714 nt
Organism: Papaver somniferum (opium poppy)
Lineage: Eukaryota; Viridiplantae; Streptophyta; Magnoliopsida; Ranunculales; Papaveraceae
Product: heavy metal-associated isoprenylated plant protein 39-like
Exons: 1
Coding region: 167-526 (119 amino acids)
Molecular function (GO): metal ion binding
Source: RefSeq, a predicted model, not a curated record
ACUCUCAUUUGGCAUCCAUCCAUCAAUCCAACCUUCAUCUUCCUCCCUACAAUUCUCUCCUUCUUCUCUUACUCUCUUGUUUCUUUUACUCUCUUUACAAUUCACUCACACUCAAUUGGUUCUCUAAAUAUUCAUAACUACUACUAAACUAAUUUUCAGAGGAACGAUGCAGAAGAUUAUAGUUUCCCUGGAUUUACACGACGACAGAUGCAAACAGAAAGCCAUGAAAUCAGUUUCUGGACUUUCAGGAGUUGAUUCAUUAUCGAUAGACAUGAAAGACAAGAAAUUAACAGUAAUUGGAGAUGUUGAUGUAACCCUAAUUGUGAGCAAACUAAGAAGACAUUGUCAUACAUCAAUAGUUUCAGUUGGGCCAGCUAAAGAAGCAGAGAAGAAGAAGGAAGAACCGAAGAAAGAGGCUACCAAUCAAAUAGUUGAUCUUGCUUAUGCUUAUAGACACUACAAUCCUCAUAUGACUACAUAUUACCAGAGUGUUGAAGAAAAUCCUAAUGCUUGUGUAAUUUGUUAAUUUCAUUUUUAUUCUUAAUGGGUUAGUUGUAGUUUCUAAAUUGGUUUGGUUGUUGAUUCAAAAUCUUGGCUUUAUAUCAAAUGUUAUUUUCUACAAGGGCAUUGGUUUUCAAGAACUUUCAUGAAAUUUUUCAAUAUAAUCUUUACAGUGUAAAAUUCGAUAAAGCUUACAUGGGAUGAAUGAAAGUA